This is a messenger RNA of Notodromas monacha, 4307 nucleotides long. The record is from the annotation of a GenBank genome assembly. NCBI's taxonomy places the organism in Eukaryota, Metazoa, Arthropoda, Ostracoda, Podocopida, Cyprididae.
AAAAUUUAUUUUCCAGAGUUCAUCAAGAAGUUGGGACUGGUGAAGGAAAGGAUGAAGAAAACGCGUUAUUUCACAUACAUCUUCAUUUCCCUGUGGAAGAUCUUGUUCUUUUUCGGGUCCAUGUUGCUGUUGUUAUACGCGGGAUCCGACGACAGUCCGAUUUUCUUGUUCAAAAGUUUCAAGGACUCCUUUUCAACUCAUGCUUUGAACGUUACCGAGGUUAAUGGGAACCUGAACAGUUAUGGAACACCUGACAUAGAUGUGCAGCCAUUUGUGGAGCCAGUGAGCGUGAAUUCAUGGGGUGGAACAGCUGCUUACGUGUUGCUGAUUCAGGUCUUGGCUGCCUGGCUUUGCUACGUUUUUGCAAAAUUUGCCUGCAAGAUUUGCAUCCAAGGGUUUUCUUUCGCAUUUCCCGUGAGCUUGACGGUUCCAGUCACCAUUUCCUUUUUAAUCGCAUUGUGUGGGCUGAGAAAUGACGAUUCCUGUCUCAUGGAAAACAUCGUUCCCGCGUAUUUGUACUGGAAAUGCCCUCAAGGAGACUUUCUCAACGAGUUCAUUUCCAAUCAGUAUGCGUGGAUUUGGUUGCUGUGGCUCUUGUCGCAAACCUGGGUCACAUUGCACAUUUGGACGCCGAAAUGCGAGAGAUUGGCGACGACUGAAAAGCUCUUUGUCACGCCCAUGUACUGCUCUUUGAUCAUCGAUCAGAGUCUAGCGAUGAACCGCAGAAUGGAGGAAGAUGGCGACAUGAAAACCGAGGAUAUUCCCGGAAUCGACGACGGCGGCGAAGAAAUGUCGCCGUAUUACGAAACUAUUUCAGUGUGCACGAAUUCUUCGGGCACAGAGCCGUCGAAGAAGACAAAGAGCUCGGACCACAUCACGCGGAUUUACGCGUGUGCCACCAUGUGGCAUGAAACAAGGGACGAGAUGAUGGAGAUGCUCAAGUCCAUUUUCCGCAUGGAUGAAGACCAAUCUGCGAGAAGAGUGGCUCAAAAGUACCUCAAAGUCGUCGACCCUGACUAUUACGAAUUUGAAAAGAAUGCCAACAUUUCUAUAGUACAGCAUCAGACCAACAUUCGCAUCAAGCCACCCAAGAAAUACCCUGCUCCUUAUGGAGGAAGACUUGUCUGGACUUUGCCUGGCAGAACAAAAAUCAUUUGCCACUUGAAGAACAAGGACAAAAUCAGGACCAGAAAACGCUGGAGUCAGGUGAUGUACAUGUAUUAUUUAUUGGGCCACCGGUUGAUGGAGCUGCCAAUUUCUGAGGAGAGGAAGUCCACCAUUGCUGAAAACACAUAUUUGCUGACCCUGGAUGGAGAUAUUGACUUUCAGCCUGGGGCUGUGCAGCUUUUGGUUGAUUUGAUGAAGAAGAACAGGAAACUUGGGGCUGCUUGUGGACGCAUUCAUCCUGUUGGAUCAGGUCCUAUGGUGUGGUACCAAAUGUUUGAGUAUGCAAUUGGUCAUUGGCUUCAGAAGGCAACAGAGCACAUGAUUGGUUGUGUCAUGUGUAGUCCUGGCUGUUUCUCCAUUUUCCGUGGAAUUGCUUUGAUGGAUGACAAUGUCAUGGGGAAAUACACAACUAGGUCAGAUGAAGCCAGACACUAUGUGCAAUACGAUCAAGGAGAAGAUCGUUGGUUGUGCACUUUGCUGCUUCAGAGAGGAUACAGAGUGGAAUAUUCAGCAGCCAGUGAUGCUUACACUCAUUGCCCUGAGGGCUUUUCAGAGUUUUACAACCAGCGCAGAAGAUGGGUUCCUUCCACCAUGGCCAACAUCAUGGACUUGCUCAUGGACUACAAGCUGACCAUCAAAGUCAAUGACAGCAUAUCAUUUCCUUACAUUGUUUAUCAGUUCAUGUUGAUGAUGGGCACCAUUUUGGGGCCAGGGACCAUAUUUUUGAUGUUGGUUGGUGCCUUUGUGGCUGCUUUCCGAAUUGACAAUUGGACUUCAUUCACUGCUAAUUUGAUUUUUGCUCAAAUUAUGUCAGCUGGUUAUGCCUUGGUCAUGAUGGCAGUGAUAGUGGGAACAGCCCUGCAACUGGGUGAAGAUGGAAUAGGAUCUCCAUCAGCCAUUUUCUUGAUAGCCUUGUCAGGCAGCUUUUUUAUAGCAGCCUGUUUACACCCUCAAGAGUUUUGGUGCAUUGUUCCUGGGUUGCUGUACCUGCUGUUGAUCCCUUCCAUGUACCUCUUGUUGAUCAUCUAUGGGCUGGUGAAUCUCAAUAACGUUUCUUGGGGCACCAGGGAAGUGCUGACCAAGAAGACCAAGGCUGAACUUGAAAGAGACAAAAAGGAGGCAGAAGAAGCUCAAAAGAAACACAGACAAAAGGCUCUGCUUGGAAUCCUCAACAAAGGCAAUGGUUCAGAAGACGAAGGCUCAAUUGAAUUCUCUCUUGCUGGCCUAUUCAAGUGCAUGUGUUGUUUAUACCCAAAGCCAAUUGAUGAAGGACAGCAGUUGAUGAAAAUCGCAGACAGUCUCAUGACCAUCACCAAGCGCUUGGACACCAUUGAAAAGGUUGUGGAUCCUCAUGGACAAGUUGUGGGCAGAAGGAGAAGCUUCUCUAGAAAUUCCACCAGGGGUCACAAUGAUCCUCUUGGCACUGUUGCAGAAAAUGACCAGGAGGAGGACAACUUUGAUGACAAUUUGACAGACACUGAAAGCGAUCGGCUUGCUGAGCCAAAGAUAGAAAGGGAUGAAAUGAUAAAUCCCUAUUGGCUGGAAGAUUCUGCACUUCGAAGAGCAGAAUACGACACUUUGCCAGGCCCAGAAGUGCAAUUCUGGAACGAAUUGAUAGAGAAAUACUUGUUUCCAAUUGACGCUGACAAGGAGAAGCAGAAAGUAAUAGGUGGGCAACUAAAGGAGCUCCGGAACCGCAGUGUGUUCUACUUCUUCAUGUGUAACGCAAUAUUCAUACUGAUAGUAUUUCUGCUGCAAUUGAACAAGGAUAACCUGCAUUUUAAAUGGCCAUUCGGAGAAAAGACCAACGUGACUUUGUUGUCUGAAGAAGGGGCUCAGCCGAUUGUGACAAAGGAGUAUUUGCAAUUGGAGCCAAUUGGUCUGGUGUUCGUGUUCUUCUUUGCGCUGAUUCUCAUCAUACAGUUCACUGCCAUGUUGUUCCAUCGUUUUGGCACUUUGUCUCACAUUUUGGCAUCCACUGAACUGACUUGCUGCAACAAGAAGGUGGACGACAGUGUUUUGGAUAUUGAGAAGAGUGCUGUGCAAAUUGUGAAGGAGUUGCAGAAAUUGAGGGACAUUGAUGAAGAUGAGAGUGAAGAUGGGUCCGAUAGGACUUUGGGUAGAAGAAGGACUAUUCAUCAGUUGGAGAAACACAGGAGACACAGGCACAGACAAAUUGGCACAUUGGACGUUGCUUUCCGCAAACGGUUCUUUGCCAUUUCCAAUGCUGGUGAAGGAAAUGAUCCUGAAUCAGGUGCUCAUGUUCCUGGAAACAUGAGGAAGCUUUCCUCAAUGAGAAGAGAAACCAUCAAAGCCCUGGACCUGAGAAGAAAAACAGUCAUGGGGGAGAAAGCGGAAAGGAAACAAAAGAUGGAGACUCUCGGGGCGAAAAGAGGCGAAGUGAUGAAAGCCAGAAUGGCUGAAGCAGCUGCUGCCGCAGGUUACCACAAUGGGUCCACGAAUGGUGGGGUUGCCAACAGGGGUUAUGAAUCAGAAAACAAUGAACACCCGGGUUCAGUUCGCCUGCAAAACCUCCUGAACCCUCCCAUCAUCCGGUCGGACUUGCCUUGAAGGGGAUUCAUUUUCAACAACAACAAAAAAACACCCAUUCGACAUGAUGGGAGCUAAAAUACGAAAAUUUGGCACAAAAAAAAAAGAAGAGCUGAAUUGCCAAACUAUCACUUGCGAAGCAGCUUUCAGAAGAAAAAUAAGCAACGAUUAUAUACACACAGAGCAGCUGAUCAUGCGGGAACUGCCAAUUUUUUUUUUAAAGUGAGAAUGUGUGAUGUGGAUUUUGUAAAAAUUUAUUUGUCUGCUCAUUUAUUUUUUUUUUUCGGUGGGACCGGAACAAGUGAUUGUUCUGUUUUUUCGUGCGUGCUUUUGAAAAGAUCUGCGGGAAAAGAUUGGACCGAAAUUCGCGGAAGAAUUUCUUGUUUUUUUUUUUUCAUAUGUGGCUUUUCUUAUAUUGGUGUGAAUUUCCCACCAAGAAAGAAAAAGAAAGUUUAUUACGAUGCUGGUUGAUAUAGAUAACUUUUGCCCGUGUCUUUCGUCGGAAAAGUUGCCAAAAUUUGAAAUAUGAAGAAGAGGGAAUGAAUCGUUGAGAGACGAAUAAUGUUUCAAAAGAAAAGAAGAGAAAAAAA